UCUCCCGGCUUUCUGCUAAGUAAGCAGCUAGUGCUAGUGUCAGUGACUUUGGUUCGAAUUUCAAAGACAGGAAGGGCAAAAUUUCUAGGCGGAAAGGGAGUGAAAAUGUGGGACGUAAUAUGACACUCCAAGCUGUGUUCUCAAACGGAGCAUUAAGCUGAACACCGCGCCGCUUCAGAAAAGACAUGUCCGGCCAAAGCGUAAGCACCAUUAUGGGUCUCCUCUCAUCGCUCCUCUUUAUCAUCUUAAUUAUUCUUUGCUCACCAAGGCCGAGCUCAGGCUUCAAAAUCUGUGCCUUCAACAUUCAGAGUUUUGGUGAUUCCAAGUCAAGCAAAGAGAAUGUCAUGAACAUUCUCGUCAGGAUCGUGUCUCGCUGUGAUGUUUGCCUGCUCCAGGAGGUGAGAGACACCAAAUCCAAAGUCAUCAACUCCUUGCUACUGGCACUCAACAGGUUUGACAGAAAUUACCAGUAUGACUAUGUGGCCAGUGCUCGACUUGGCAGGACGCCAACAUACCAGGAGCAGUACGUCUUUGUUUACAGGAAGGGGUCGGUGACGGUGAAGGACCAGUACCAGUACCCUGACACCCAGAAAGGAGACGAGGAUGCCUUUGCCCGGGAGCCCUUUGUUAUCAGGUUACGGGCACCGCACACAGUGAUCAGAGAGUUUGUCCUAAUCCCACAACACACCACCCCGACCAACGCCACCAAAGAGAUUGAUGAGCUGUACGACGUCUUCCUAGAUGUUAAGAUGAAGUGGGGGGUUGAGGACAUCAUGUUCCUGGGCGAUUUCAAUGCGGGGUGUGGAUACUUGCCGAAGAAAAACAAAAAGAAAAUCCGACUCAUGACAGAGCCCAGAUUCUACUGGCUGAUCGAUGACAAGGUGGACACCACAGUGAGGGACACCACCACCUGUGCCUACGACCGUAUUGUCGUGCAUGGAGAGAACUUUCUGAAUGCCGUAGUGGACAAGUCAGCACAAGCGUUCAACUUCGCCACGACCUUCUACCUGUCACAAGACCAGGCACUGGAGGUCAGUGACCACUACCCAGUGGAGGUGACGCUGAAGCUUCGAGCAAGCUCAGCGCAGACAGAAGCAUGCUGGAUUCUUCUGGUGACUGCGGCCACAUUUGUUCUUGCAAACCUAGGCUGGAGUUAUUGAAGCACUUUGUCAGAAGAACAGGAAUGUACUGCAAGAGCAGACAGCUCUGAUCAAGUAGUGAUAGCCAAAGGAAGCUUCAUGAACCAUUUGCUGUACCUUCUGACCCCACUAGAUGGUGCUCUUUAUUCCUAAAAAGGGCUCAAUAUAUGGCCCAAUACAAACUACGAGUGCCAUCUAGUGGGACCAAAAAAUACAGAAAAUGGUUCAUGAAGCUUCAUUUGGCCAUUACUACUACCCACAAUUAGAUGGUCAAUUUUAUUUAUAUUUAUACUUUUAAAAAUGGUCAUUGAAGCAAUUCAGGUUAAACAUCCUCUGAUGAACUUUUUGCCACUUUUAAAAAAGAUCCAGUAUUUUUAUUUUCAUACAAUCAAGACUUCACCAGUUUAAAAACACACUUUUGCCAUUGUAGUAUUAUAUUGUAACAUACGUGAGCUACCAAAGAGGCAUUGGAAGUCAUAGCAGAACCAAUUUACACUGAGGAACGCAAUGAAUGUACAAAAGUCGCAAAGCUUCCUGCGAUAGCAGGUGAACGCUUCCACUCAACAGUACCUGCCUUACAGAAAAGGGACUACAUGUUGGCCCCCAUGGCACUACAAAGAUAUUCAGGGAUAUGCGCAUAUACUGAUACUCCUGUUUCAGCACUUUCAGUAUUAUUUGUGGUUGAUUUAUAUGUUUUCACAAUUGAGGAAAAUUAUUUUUGUACCAAACCUGCUUUUUCUUUCAAAGCGCUAAAGGCAGGGUUCCCCAGUUCUGGUCCUAGAGGGUCAGAAUCCAGCAGACUGCGGACGUCCCUGCUCAUUUUAACUAACUAAUUAGUAGGUGAGCAGGGAAAUCAGCAAAUUGGCCCCCAAGACCAGAACUGAGGAACCUUGACCAAAGGGAUAUUAAUGAAUAAAAUGCCUUAUUCCAGA
Molecule: messenger RNA, 2071 nt
Organism: Brienomyrus brachyistius
Lineage: Eukaryota; Metazoa; Chordata; Actinopteri; Osteoglossiformes; Mormyridae
Gene: dnase1l1
Product: deoxyribonuclease I-like 1
Exons: 9
Coding region: 186-1160 (324 amino acids)
Biological process (GO): DNA catabolic process
Cellular component (GO): nucleus
Molecular function (GO): DNA nuclease activity
Source: RefSeq, a predicted model, not a curated record